AUGGCUCCGUCCAUGCUUCCCAAUGGCUCAGUAUCAAGCGGGCCGCAUGUGGCCCGCAAGGAUAGCGGAGAGGGAGAUGGGGUUACAGAUACCGAGUUUUUGAUUGUCGGCGCAGGUCCAGCGGGAGCGUCCCUAGCAUGUUUCCUUGCAGCAUACAACCUGAAGGGUCUGAUGAUCAGUACCGCCCCGGGGACAGCGAACUCCCCCCGAGCCCACAUUACGAACAUGGCCGCAUUAGAGUGCCUCCGAGAUAUUGGCCUCGAUAGAGAGCUAGAGCGCAUCGCCACCAAGAAUGAGCACAUGGUCCAUACUCGAUGGUGUCACAGCAUGGCAGGAGUCGAAUAUGCGCGCAUCCACUCCUGGGGCCAUGAUCCGAGACGGAAGGGAGAUUACGAGACUGCAAGCCCUUGCUCGCCUGUUGACCUCCCCCAGACUCACCUCGAGCCCGUCCUAGUGCGACAUGCUACCCUCAAGGGGUGGACCAUGCGGUUUAAUACCACCCUAGAAUCUUUUACCCGAGACGCCGACACGGGGCUAUAUAUCGCAAAUAUUCACGAUGGUGUUUCUGGGGCUAGAUACAGAGUGCGUACGCCGUACAUCUUUGGAGCCGAUGGCGCCAGAAGCCAGGUGGUGAAGCAGGUCGAGCUGCCGUUGUCCGUCAAACCCAGCCAGGGACUUGCUAUCAAUGUCCUUGUGAAGGCCGAUCUAUCCCACCUAAUGGGAAGCCGCCCAGGGAAUUUGCAUUGGAUAUUGCAGCCUGACGAGGAGCAUCCAGAAUUCGGAUGGAUGGGUAUCGUCCGCAUGGUAAAGGCAUGGGAUGAGUGGAUGUUCAUCCUCUUCCCAACCCGUGGCUGUGACCAUGACAUCCAGCCGUCUCUCGAGGAGUACAGACAGCGCGUUCAAGAGUUCAUUGGGGACAACACCCCGGCCGAGAUACUCAGCGUUUCAAAGUGGUACAUCAAUGAAAUCGUAGCAGAACGGUAUUCCGAUGGCAAUGUCUUCUGCCUCGGUGAUGCAGUCCACCGUCAUCCGCCCAUGAACGGCCUCGGCUCGAACACAUGCAUCCAAGACGCCUUCAACUUGGCCUGGAAGGUCGCCUACGUUCAUGGUGGCCUCGCCGGUCGGUCCAUCCUCGAUACAUACAGUAUCGAGAGGCAACCUGUUGGUAGAUCUAUUAUCACACGGGCCAAUCAGGCAUUCCGUGACCACUUCGCCAUCUGGGAUGCGAUAGGGGCUCUUCCUCCGCACGUCGAGGAAAGGAGGGCCGUUCUACAAGAGCUACAGAGCACGGGGGAGGAAGGGACCAAGCGCCGCGCUGCUUUCAGGGAAGCAAUCUCACGCACAGCACACGAGUUUCAUGGCCUCGGUGUGGAAAUGAACCAGCUUUAUACAGGACCAGGUAUUCACUUGGCCGAUGAGAAGGAAACCUACAAGCCCAAAGGGAGGAGGGCCGAGGACGAUGUGCUUUACUACGAGCCCAGCACAUACCCCGGCUGCCGACUGCCGCAUGUGUGGCUGAACACAGCCGUUCCUGGAAGGCAAAUCUCAACCAUUGACCUUGCUGGAGGUGGGGCAUUCACGCUGUUUACCGGCCCGGGGGGUGAUGCAUGGAAGGCUGCCGCAGGCAGACUCGCCAAACAGCUUGCCGUUCCUCUAAAUGCUCAUUCUAUUGGAUUCCGGCAAGAUUGGGAAGAUGUCUAUUUUGACUGGGAGCGUGUGAAUGGGGUGGAGGAGGAUGGAGCGGUCCUGGUACGGCCAGAUCGGUUUGUCGCGUGGCGGGCUCCCCGCGUAUUGGGGGAUGUGGCCAGUUGCCAGUCGAAAUUGAGCGAGGUUCUGCGAUCCAUCCUUGGGUUGGACAACCAGCUGUAG
Molecule: messenger RNA, 1869 nt
Organism: Aspergillus fischeri NRRL 181
Lineage: Eukaryota; Fungi; Ascomycota; Eurotiomycetes; Eurotiales; Aspergillaceae
Product: FAD binding domain protein
Exons: 5
Coding region: 1-1869 (622 amino acids)
Molecular function (GO): FAD binding
Source: RefSeq, a predicted model, not a curated record